AUGAAACAUAAACGAGUAAGAGCUGCCGCGGUUGCACUGCCAGACGGACGCGUGUUUGUGAUAGGAGGUGAAGAAGUGAAAACAGAUCCGGAUGGAUAUAUAUAUGGUUCCCCGAUAUCCUCAGUGGAGAUGUGCCAUCUGCGGGAGCCAACAGACUGGCAAGGACCAAGAAAAUCGUCGAAAGACUUUUGGAAAGAUGCCGCUGACCUGCUAGAGCCACGUGCAUACCACACCGCGGUUGCAUUCAGGGACAGCAUUUUCAUUGCUGACCUUGGCUAUUAUUCGAGCAAAGUCGAGGUCUUCAACCUGCCCGACAACGAGCGGCCCUUGGGACAGUGGACGCGCCUCGCUAACUGGGACACGUGUAGAGGAACAGCCGCUCUCGUCGUAUGUCAGGACAGACUCUUUACUUUCCGUAAGUCCUUCUUCAUGCCAUCAGUUGAUUUUGCUGUGGUCGAGGAGCGAAUACUGGACAUACCUCACGAUUCGCAAUGGAUUCGUCCUGUGGUCUCUUUUCCUCCUUGGGAACUCAUCAUCACUUAUUGUCCAUACAGAUCCGUGAAUAUCUGUAUGAAAAAGCCAACUUGA
Messenger RNA from Dibothriocephalus latus, 588 nucleotides. NCBI's taxonomy places the organism in Eukaryota, Metazoa, Platyhelminthes, Cestoda, Diphyllobothriidea, Diphyllobothriidae. The record is from the annotation of a GenBank genome assembly.